This is a messenger RNA of Mercenaria mercenaria, 2190 nucleotides long. RefSeq lists its product as uncharacterized. The transcript has 4 exons. The record is from RefSeq and is a predicted model, not a curated record. Bases 965 to 2080 code for a protein of 371 amino acids. Lineage: Eukaryota; Metazoa; Mollusca; Bivalvia; Venerida; Veneridae.
UAUUUUCAAAUUGAUUUACCCACAUAACUUUUCAAAAUAUCAAGAGAUCUACGUCUAUAAUCAUACAAUAUUCAAGCAAAGUCGAAGGUCAGGACCGGUCAAAAUGCUUAGAUUGUAUAAAUAAUGUUGUUAGAUUGCUUAUUAACUUAUGUCAUUCUGGAAUAUAAGAUAAGUGUUAAACACAUCUCUACAAGGCAGAUAUGAAUACUGAUUUUUGUUUGCAAAUGCACAUGCAUAGAUCUGCUGUAUUACGAAGAUUCUAUGCAUAGGAACAUAUUUAGAUUGAAAGCAAUGCGGAAGCAAACAUGAAUAUGUUGCCAGUUAGAUGCUUUAGCAAAUAUUCAAUAAAAAAAAUCAUCCCGUUUAUAUAUGUUGCAACGACCUUGGAUGGUACGGAUUUCGAAAAAUUAAAUCAACCUAAUUUUUCAUCGGUCGAUUACUUAUCGCUGCAGUGGGCGAGUGGUUAGCGUGUUUGACUGCAAAGACGAAAUUUUCGAGUUCGAAACCUCAUUUUGUCAACUUAUUUUUUCAACUUAUUUUUUUCUUUCCUGUUUAGUAUUUUUUCAUUAAAUAUAUUUCAAUGGCAUGCCUCAAUUACGAAAUGUUUUAUUUUUCAUUUGCACAGGAGCUAAAUGAUCUUCUGUCAUGCUUUGGAUUGACAGACCAAACUAACAUUGGCCGUUCUGCAGCAACUUAUGAUACUGAUACUGAUAUUGAUGAGGUGCAAGAUGUUAGCAUUGAAUCCCGUCUUCAAAGAUAUUACACAGCUACCCCCCUUGCAGAGGAAUACGGUAAUGAAUCAGAAAAUCAAGUUAAUGAAGACACUAAUGUAAAUAGUGAAGAUCCACAGUGUGAUAUUAACAAUGUGUAAACCAUUUAUGACAGUGGAUGCAAAUGUACAAAAAACUGCUUCAGUAACUUUACUUUUUCCCAGAUUGAAUCGAACAUUCUUAAUGUAAGGGAAAUGACAAAAAGUGAAAAGGAAAUGCUAAUUAUGGGCACUCUCAAGAGGAUAAUCUCUGAUGCUAGAUGUAAGGGAAAUCGUAAACGUUCACGAUAUGAAUAUGUGUUUGAGGGUGUAACAGUGUGCCAUGAAACAUUUCUAGUGGUGUUUGAUAUUAAAGACAGACAACUGAGAAACAUUAAACAUCACAUGGAAGAACAUGGUGCUCAGCCAUGUGUUCACGGCCACAGCGGUAGACGUGCCCCCAACGCAUUUCCUCCUGAAGUAAUUAAGGACGCAGUGCAAUAUAUACUGAGCUACGCAAACGAAGAGGGACUCCCUCAGCCUGCGGCACCAAGAGGGCGAGAGGACGAGGCCCCAAUUUACUUACCAUCCUCGGACACAAAGCAGUCCGUACACAGUGAGUAUGUAAAACGUUGUAUGGAAGCUGAAAAGAGGUAUGUUGGUUUAACAACAUUUAAAGACAUAUGGAAAAAUUGUUUGCCACAUAUAAAAAUAGCCUCUCCAAAGGAAGAUGUGUGCAAAGUAUGCGAGGACUGUAAGCAGGAUAUCAAGCUUGCCAUGAGCGAAAAUGACAAAAUACUUGCAACACAGAAGUACCACAAUCAUGUACUCCAAGCCAGGAAAGAAAGGGAACUAUACGUAGAAUGCGUGGAAAGGUCAACAGCAAUGUUUGUUAACCGGGCACAACAAGACCAGGCUGCGGGAGAUGGAUUUUCGACAGACGACGUACAUUACACGUUCGACUUUAGUCAGUAUGUCAAGUUGCCUCACCAUGCGCAAGAAAAGGGACCCACAUUCUUCAUUCAACCAAGAAGAGUGCAGAUAUUUGGUUUCCGGGCCGAUGGCUAUAAGCAGUACAACUAUCUCAUCGACGAGGACCAAACCAUUGAUGGCCAGAAUGUACACGGACCGGAUUCUGUUAUAUCAAUGAUUGAUCACGCCUUCCACACGUUCGGUACUGGAGAGACGGAAUGUGGUAUUCAUGCUGAUAAUUGUUUCGGUCAGAACAAGAACAGAUACGUGCUGGCGUACUUAUCAUGGCGCACGAUGACUGGGCGGCACAGAACAAUCAGAUAUAUGAUGCAGUUACCAGGACACACAAGGUUGUCAUAAUUAAUUAUUCAGUGCAACAGUUCCAAAUCGUUAAACACUUCUAUUUGUAUUGGGGAUCAUUUGAACUAAAUCCAGUUUUCAGUUAAAGACUAAAAGAUUAAAGAUUUCGA